AUGGGCGGAUUUACGCGCGUGCUGCACACGGGGAAGGAAGACGAGCUUAUGGAUGAAAUCCCGACCUUCGUCGUCAAUCCGCUGCCCCCGCAACAACAAACGGACUAUGUGGUUCUGAAUCGACCAUACGCGUUCGUGCAGUGGAUUCAGCAAGCCACGUUUCCUGAAGAGUACGUGUGGAUGGCAGAGCCAGACCAUUUAAUUCUGCGCCCCAUCCCCAACCUCUCAGUGGGUGACAUGCCCUCCGCCUUCCCCUUCCAUUACAUCGAGCCUGCCAAGAAUAAAGGCUCCUCACAGGUUGGUGACAUGCCUUCCGCCUUCCCCUUCCAUCACAUCGAAUCUGCCAAGCACAAAGUUGAAGGGAGGCGUUUGCAGGGCUGA
Closterium sp. Yama58-4 is the source of this 381-nucleotide messenger RNA. The record is from the annotation of a GenBank genome assembly. Lineage: Eukaryota; Viridiplantae; Streptophyta; Zygnematophyceae; Desmidiales; Closteriaceae.